Eptesicus fuscus (big brown bat) is the source of this 3305-nucleotide messenger RNA. It is a transcript of the gene MYO1A, whose product is annotated as myosin IA. The record is from RefSeq and is a predicted model, not a curated record. The coding region runs from base 1 to 3132 and encodes 1043 amino acids. The transcript has 27 exons. Gene Ontology annotation, cellular component: vesicle; actin cytoskeleton; brush border. Lineage: Eukaryota; Metazoa; Chordata; Mammalia; Chiroptera; Vespertilionidae. Gene Ontology annotation, biological process: vesicle transport along actin filament; sensory perception of sound; actin filament organization. Gene Ontology annotation, molecular function: actin filament binding; ATP binding; microfilament motor activity.
AUGACUCUCCGGGAAGGUUCCAUAGGGGUGGAGGAUCUCGUGCUCCUGGAACCCCUGGAGGAAGAGUCUAUGCUCAAGAACCUCCAGCUGCGCUAUGAGAACAAAGAGAUUUAUACCUACAUUGGGAACGUGUUGGUUUCCGUGAAUCCCUACCAACAGCUGCCCAUCUAUGGCCCAGAGUUCAUCGCCAAAUACCAGGAAUGUACCUUCUAUGAGCUGAAGCCCCAUAUCUAUGCACUGGCAAACAUGGCAUACCAGUCACUGAAGUUCCGGGACCGAGACCAGUGCAUCCUCAUCACGGGGGAGAGUGGAGCCGGGAAGACGGAGGCUAGUAAGCUGGUGAUGUCUUAUGUGGCGGCCGUCUGCGGGAAAGGGGAGCAGGUGAACUCUGUGAAGGAGCAACUGCUUCAGUCAAACCCAGUGCUGGAGGCUUUUGGCAAUGCCAAGACCAUCCGCAACAACAACUCCUCUCGAUUUGGAAAAUACAUGGAUAUUGAGUUUGACUUCAAGGGAUCCCCCCUCGGUGGCGUCAUCACAAACUAUCUGCUGGAGAAAUCCCGAGUGGUGAAGCAGCUCAAAGGAGAAAGGAACUUCCACAUCUUCUAUCAGCUGCUGGCCGGAGCAGAUGCACAGCUGCUGAAGGCCCUGAAGCUCGAGCGGGAUACAAGUGGCUAUGCCUAUCUGAACCGAGAAGUGUCCAGAGUGGAUGGCAUGGACGACGCCUCCAACUUCAAGUCUGUGCAGAGUGCAAUGACUGUGAUUGGGUUCUCCGAGGAGGAGAUUCGAUGGGUGCUAGAGGUGACAGCCCUGGUGCUGAAGCUGGGGAAUGUGGAGCUGUCAGACGAAUUCCAGGCCAAUGGGAUAUCAGCAAGUGGCAUCUCUGAUGGGAGAGGUGUUCUGGAGAUUGGGGAAAUGAUGGGUUUGGAUUCAAAGGAACUAGAGAGAGCUUUGUGCUCAAGGACCAUGGCGACUGCUAAAGAAAAGGUGGUCACUGCACUGAAUGUUGUUCAGGCUCAGUAUGCCCGGGAUGCCCUGGCUAAGAACAUCUACAGCCGUCUCUUCAACUGGAUAGUGAAUCGAAUCAAUGAGAGUAUCAAGGUGGGCAUUGGGGAGAAGAAGAAGGUAAUGGGGGUCCUGGAUAUCUAUGGCUUUGAAAUAUUAGAGGACAAUAGCUUUGAGCAAUUUGUGAUCAACUACUGCAAUGAGAAGCUACAGCAGGUGUUCAUAGAGCUAACACUGAAAGAGGAGCAAGAGGAAUAUAAGAAAGAGGGCAUACCAUGGAAGAAGGUGGACUACUUUGAUAAUGGCAUUAUCUGUAACCUUAUUGAGCAUAAUCAGCGAGGUAUCCUGGCCAUGCUGGACGAGGAGUGCCUGCGGCCUGGAGUGGUCAGUGAUUCCACUUUCCUAGCAAAGCUGAACCAGCUCUUCUCCAAGCAUGGUUACUACGAGAGCAAAGUCACUCAGAACGCCCAGCGCCAGUAUGACCACACCAUGGGUCUCAGCUGCUUCCGCAUCUGCCACUAUGCGGGCAAGGUGACAUAUAACGUGAACAGCUUCAUUGACAAGAAUAACGACCUACUCUUCCGGGACUUGUCCCAGGCCAUGUGGAAGGCCAAGCACCCACUCCUUCGGUCCUUGUUCCCUGAAGGUGAUCCUAAGCAGGCAUCUCUCAAACGCCCCCCAACUGCUGGGGCCCAGUUUAAGAGUUCUGUGGCCAUACUCAUGAAGAACCUAUAUUCCAAGAACCCCAACUAUAUCAGGUGUAUAAAGCCCAAUGAGCAUCAACAGCGAGGUCAGUUCUCCUGGGAGCUGGUGGCAACCCAGGCCCGGUACCUGGGACUGCUGGAGAAUGUGCGUGUGCGCCGGGCGGGCUAUGCCUUCCGCCAGGGGUACAGGCCCUUCCUGGAAAGGUACCGAUUGCUGAGCCGGAGCACUUGGCCUCGCUGGAAUGGGGGAGACCGGGAGGGGGUGGAGAAGAUCCUGGGGGAGCUGAGCACCUGCACCUCAGAGGAGAUGACCUUUGGGAAGACAAAAAUCUUCAUUAAAAGCCCCAAGACUCUUUUCUACCUGGAGGAGCAGAGACGCCUUAGAAUCCAGCAGCUGGCCACACUCAUACAGAAGAUCUACCGAGGCUGGCGCUGCCGCACCCACUACCAGCAGAUGCGCAAGAGUCAGAUCCUCAUUUCCUCUUGGUUUCGGGGCACCAUGCAAAAGAAGCGCUAUGGAAAGAUAAAGGCGUCAGCAUUAUUGAUCCAGGCUUUUGUGAGAGGAUGGAAGGCCCGCAAGGAUUACCGAAAAUACUUCCGGUCAGGGGCUGCUCUCACCUUGUCAAGUUUCAUCUACAAGAGCCUUGCACAGAAAUUCCUGCUGGGGCUGAAGAACAAUUUGCCAUCUACCAGUAUCUUGGACAAAAAGUGGCCAGCAGCCCCUUAUAAGUGCUUCACCACAGCCAAUCAGGAGCUGCAGCGGCUCUACCACCAGUGGAAGUGCAAGAAGUUCCGGGACCAGCUGUCCCCAAAGCAGGUAGAGGUCCUGAGGGAGAAGCUCUGCGCCAGUGAGCUGUUCAAGGGCAAGAAGGCUGCAUACCCCCCGAGUGUUCCCAUUCCCUUCCACGGUGACUAUAUUGGGCUGCGAGGGAACCCCAAGCUGCAGAAGCUGACAAGCGGGGAGGAAGGGCCCGUUCUGAUGGCAGAGACUGUGAGGAAGGUCAAUCGUGGCAACGGCAAGACUUCCUCUCGAAUUCUACUCCUGACCAAGGGGCAUGUGAUUCUCACAGACACCAAGAAGUCCCAGGCCAAAACUGUCAUUGGGCUGGAGAGUGUGGCCGGGGUGUCAGUCACCAGCUUCAAGGAUGGGCUUUUUGGCUUGCAUCUGAGCGAGAUAUCAUCUGUGGGUUCCAAGGGGGACUUCCUGUUGGUGAGCGAGCAUGUGGUUGAACUGCUGACCAAAAUGUACCGAGCUGUGCUGGACACCACGCAGAGGCAGCUUCCAGUCACCGUGGCUGAGCAGUUCUCAGUGAGAUUCAAGGAGAGCAAUGUGACUGUCAAGGUCAUCCAGGGGCCGACGGGUAAUGGGAAUGGCAAGCUCAGCUGCAAGAAGAAGGGGAGUCACGGUCUGGAAGUGACUGUAUAGUGAGGAGGUGGGACCGCACAGAGAGAGGGCAGGUCCUCCCUCUUGGACCAGCCCCAGCCCCAGGUCCUCCCUCUUGGACCAGCCCCAGUGUGAACAAACCUACCACCCACCUUUGUGGGAGGAUCUCAUCUCUAACACUCUGAUCAGGGGUGGUGCUUGGAGCCUGAAGACCC